Messenger RNA from Danio rerio (zebrafish), 1975 nucleotides. The record is from RefSeq and is a predicted model, not a curated record. NCBI's taxonomy places the organism in Eukaryota, Metazoa, Chordata, Actinopteri, Cypriniformes, Danionidae.
UGUGUGUGUGUGUGUGUGUGUGUGCAGCCCUGCGGUCACUCACUUUCUCUCCGCGCACCGGGCAGGAUCCCCAUGGCCAGCCGGAUAAUCACACACACACACACACACACACACACACACACACACACACACACACACACACACACACACACACACACGUUAAAUAAAUGCUCAGCUUUUACACGGCUUUCCUAAGGGCGACGGCGCAGAGAUGUUGCGGGGAACCGGACGCUUCUCCGGGCUGCUGCUGUUUGCGCUCCUGCUGCUGGAGACCGCGGCUGUACCCGCCCGGAGACCCGAGGAAGAAGCUCUCAUGUCUGGUGUUUUGAUGAUUGGGAUUCACAAAGACGCCCGCUCCCAUGUGCUUCACCUUUCCAGAAACAAACGCUACACGCUGACGCCGGAGAAACUCAAGUGGGACAAUUUCAAGAUGACCUACAAAUUGUUGUCUUUUCCGAGGAAUCUGUUGAACGCCACUGACACGAGGAGAGGGAUCUCCAAGGCCUUCUCCAUGUGGAGCGACGUCUCGCCCUUCAGCUUUCGCGAAGUUCCUUCUGACCAAGAGGCCGACAUCAAAAUCGGUUUUUACUCUGUUAACCACACGGACUGUCUGCACUCUCACCUGCACCACUGUUUCGAUGGCAUCACUGGAGAGCUGGCACACGCUUUCUUCCCCCAGACCGGAGAAAUACACUUCGAUGAUGACGAGUACUGGAUCCUGGGGAACAUGCGCUUCAGCUGGAACAAAGGAGUGUGGUUGACAGAUCUGGUGCAUGUUGCUGCUCAUGAGAUUGGCCAUGUGCUGGGUUUGAUGCACUCCCAGAACCCCAAGGCUUUAAUGCACCUGAACGCCACGCUGACGGGCCGCAAACUCAUCACUCAAGACGAGGUCUGGGGUUUACACCGACUCUACGGGUGUUUGGAUCGGUUCUUCAUCUGUCCUUCAUGGGCCAGGAAAGGAUACUGCGACAGCAAGAGGAAGCUGAUGCAGAAACACUGCCCGUCCAGCUGCGACUUCUGUUACGAGUUCCCGUUUCCCACCGCACGGCCGACCACAGCGCCACCGCGGACCAAACACAAGUUUGUUGUGGAGGGGAAAAACCUCACCUUCCGCUGUGGUAAGAAGAUAGCAGCCAAGAAAGGCAAAAUCUACUGGUAUAAAGACGGCGAGCUGCUGGAGUUUUCUCACCCCGGCUACAUUUCUCUGAAGGACGACCACAUCACUAUAGUGGCGAACGCCAUCAACGAGGGCACGUACACCUGCAUCGUCAAGAAGAAGAACAAAGUGCUGACCACGUACUCCUGGAGGGUACGAGUGCGCUUCUGAAGACCACUACACCACAGAAGCUGCUGACCCCCAUCUGCAGUGCGGAAGUCAACACCAUUCUGAGAUCAGUCUAGAGCUUAUCGGGAGACAGGACGAGGGCUGUGUCCAAAAUCACCCCCAUAUCCUUAACCCUUGAGUACUGUUCAGAUUUACUCCCCUUUCGUUAGGACUCAUGUUGCCUCUUAAUCCCAACAGGGAAAACCAGCAGCAAUGAAGGAUGCAGGAUGAUCUGCUGUCCUGGCUAUCAAUAAAUGUGCUUAUAAUGGAAGUCAAUGGAGCAGAAACAUCACCAAAGGGGAGUCCAUCUGAACAGCGUGUGUAUUGUCAAGUACAUUUUCAAAGCAUUUUCUCAAAAUAUGCGUGAACAUUAAAAGCUGUGCUAGGGUAUAGGGGGGUGGUUUCGGAUACAGCACUAGCUCAGCAUCCUGCCUCCUGAUUGGAGGAGGAUGUGACAUCAUAACUCUGCAUCUCAGAGCAGACAUCGGGGUACAGUGGAUAAAACUAUUAUUAUUAUUCUUUAAUUAAAUCACUCACUCGGGCACAUAUUAUUGUCAGUUCACACAUACAUGUGGACAAACGGUCUAAUAUCAGGGUUUAUGUGUUUUAUAAAUGCAUUUCUUACUUGCCAAAUAAAACAGUUUGUUGUUA